Lactuca sativa (garden lettuce) is the source of this 1080-nucleotide messenger RNA. NCBI's taxonomy places the organism in Eukaryota, Viridiplantae, Streptophyta, Magnoliopsida, Asterales, Asteraceae. The record is from RefSeq and is a predicted model, not a curated record.
AUGAUCAUGAUGUGGGACCGGUUUGAACAGAAAACUUUCGAUAGUGUUCCGGCUUACCAUCCACAUUUACAGUUUCCAUCCCGAGCUAAUAUUAGUCCACUGGAAAGGGAACAUUUGGAUUUCAUAAAGAAAGUAAACGGUAUUCCAAUAAAUACUCCUUUUAUUGAGUCAUUAUCUAAUGUCCCCGACUAUACAAAGUUCAUACAAGAUUUGAUGGAUAAUCGUCAACAAUUGAAGAGAAAUUCCAAGGUUAUUCUUAGUGAGCAAAGUUCAAAAGUAGUAUUGGGAGAAUUACCUAAGAAUAUGGGAGAUCCUGGACGCCUCACUCUUCCAUGUGAGUAUGGUAAUAAUUUGCAAACAUAUGCUUUAGCCGAUUCUGGGGCUGGCAUAAAUUUGAUGCCUUUCUCAUUUUAUAAAAAGCUCAAUACUCCGAAAUUAAAGGCUACAAGAAUGACCAUUCACAUGGCCAACCAUUCAGUGACACAACCCAGGGGCAUUACAGAAUGCAUCUUAGUGAAAAUUGGAAAUUUUGUUUUUCCAAUUGAUUUUGUAGUAAUGCACAUGAAAGAAGAUGCCAAUGUCCCAAUUAUUCUUGGUCGCCCUUUACUUAAUAUUGUUGGUGCCGUAGUUGAUAUUCGUGAAUCCAAGCUCACUUUGAGAGUUGGAGAUGAAGAGGAAACUUUUGGAGUUCAAGAUGGUUUCCAAGGGAGUGAUGUUCAAGGUGAAGUCUUCAAGAUUGAUGAAGAAGAUAAACUUGGAGAAUUACAGAAGCUCGUGGAAGAAGAAUUAAAAACAAUUCAACAAGUCAAACGAACAAAACCAAAAGUAUUCACCCCGUUUUUAGUUGAGGUAUUUGCCUAUACAAAACCAACUUCUUGGGUAAGCAAGGAAAGCGACGGUUCAUCAAGUGAUGAAGACGAGGUUACUUCUAAGGAGAUGAGUCCAGUUGUGAGAGAAGAGAAGAUUCCUAUGGAGCUUAAAAACAAUGAAGAAAAAUUGGAAAAUACGGGGACCAAAUGCAAGAUCGAUGUAGACGAGAAAAAAGCUAAGAAGGAAAACUCAAAAAAAGGCGUACAUUAA